AUGUGGUAUGAUCUUAUGGCUGAAUCUUAUAAAAAACUGAUAGUUCAACGACUAGAAGAAGUGAAACAAAAAAAUAAACAUAUUGCAGCCAUCUACAACAAUUACUCAAAGUUAGGCGAAGCAUUAGAGAGGAAACAUAAAUAUGGAACGACGCAUACGGGUGGUUACUCCAAAGAAAACGAAGAAUUACAACGAGUAAAAGAUGAAAUGGCGGAAUUAUAUCGAUCGAAGUGCCAAAAUGAUCAACGACUUAUCAACGCAAAUCAUGCAAUCACUGAGUACGAGAGGAAAACCAGUGAAUUGAUGGCGGAAAAAAUAAAACUAGAAGCCACGUCGAGCCAACUCUCAGGAAGAUAUGCACGUAUAGAAGUGGAACUUCACAAAAUAAGAAUUGACAAUGAGCAAUUGAACGACGAACGGAUAGCUACUAAUACUACGGUAACUAUGCUAACAAAACAAAUACAGGAAAUGGAAAACGAUCGGAUUCAUUUUUUGAAUAAGAUUCGAGAACUGAAUGAGACAAGAAUUGAUUUGCUGAACGCAGAGGUCGCACAGGAAGAACAAAGACGGCAUUCGCGAGUUCAGGAAAUGAUAACUAAUGUGGUACAAGAUGUGACGGAGAAAGAUUUUAAAUUAGAAGCCAUGUUGAAAAGAAUGCCAGAAACGAAUGCUAGCGGGGACUUACUUCUUGGCGAUAGUCUUCCGUCGAGGGCCGAGUUCAACUUUGAGUGCGACGAGGGAGAAGUAAACGAUGUACAUUGGCUGGAUGGGGAAACGUUCGCUACUGGAGGAUCGGAUAGGAAAAUUAAGAUUUGGAAGACUGAUGGGCAUGGAGGACAAACAAGAAUCGAUUCUCUUGCUGGAAGCAAUGCAGCCCUAACAAGAAUUGACUACGAUCGUGAUAGAAAGUUUCUGAUUGCGUCUUCAAACGACAAGAAUGUUAGAAUUUGGAAUCUUGACACAUCACGUUUAAUGAGUACGCUGUCUGGACACGCUGAUCAAGUCACAUGCAUCAAGUUCUACCAGUCACAUUCUGCCGUAUCAGGGAGUGCGGAUAGAGUUAUCAAAAUUUGGGAUCUUCAGAACCAAAGAUGUAGUCGAUCACUGUUCCCGGCCUCUAAGAUUUUGGAUGUUGCUACUAACAUGGGAGGGAGUCCAUCUCUGUUUGCUAGUGGUCAUUUCGACAAGAAACUUCGAUUCUACGAUGGUAGAUCAACAGAUCCAGUAAAAACUGUGGAGAUGGGAGGUAGAAUAACUUCUUUGGAUGUCACUAUGAGCGGAUGUGAACUUCUGAUUUCAACCCGAGACGACACAAUCACUAUGAUUGAUUUGCGCACGUUUCAGACAGUUCACUGCUACAGUGCUGAGAACUACCGUACAAGUUCGGAUCUUUCGAGAGUUGUUUUGUCGUCUGGAAAUGAGUAUGUAGCGGCUGGAAGUUCAAACGGAUCAAUCUUCAUUUGGAAUAAAGAAAGCACGAAACUGGAGAAACGACUGUCUAGCAGUUCUGAUAACGCCAUCUUCUCCUUAUCCUGGAACCCAACUGGAUACGGUCUCCUAUCUUCAAGCAAGCAGAAAGUUGUGACUUUAUGGAAAUAA
Molecule: messenger RNA, 1599 nt
Organism: Caenorhabditis remanei
Lineage: Eukaryota; Metazoa; Nematoda; Chromadorea; Rhabditida; Rhabditidae
Exons: 13
Coding region: 1-1599 (532 amino acids)
Biological process (GO): autophagosome assembly
Cellular component (GO): autophagosome membrane
Molecular function (GO): protein binding
Source: RefSeq, a predicted model, not a curated record